CUUCUCCUGAAAAAUCUCCAGCUUCGGUUCAACAUCUUCCACGAGUUUCCCGGUAGUCACGGUAGUAUACAUUCGCUUUUCCAACCACCAAUUCACAUUCAUUUUUUCUCUUUUUUCCUCUGACCGCCUACCCAAAGUUUUAUUACAGAUCUUCAAGCAAGCUUCCCCGACUUUGAUCCAGUUUAUAGGUAACUUAGGAUCGUCGAAAACAGCUCCAGAUCUAGACCACUUCAUUGUGUGUUCUAUAACUUUCUACCCACCACAUUCACACAUUCACCUCGCCAGUAUCUCACAAUUUUUACAACAGAGGUGUUCAAGGGAACUGACUCGACAUUCGUUACUUUUAUUUUACGACCUAUACUGUCGUUGAUUAACUUACCUACGUAAUCUCUAUAAUCCAUUACAACAAUUAACAGUAAUCGUUUUUCGAUUGCUAGGAGUCCGAGCACUACAUUUAGAAUCAUUUGCCCAUUUAAUUGAAUAGACACUAGUCAGCGGAAUCUUAUUCGAUAUGCCUCCUAAUGGGAAUGGCCACCCCGAAUUUGACGAAAAGGGUUCACCCACGUUAACCCACGCCCCGACCGUUUCAGAUACUGCCGGCGACUCUGAAAAGUACAAUGAGAGAUACCACGCAGACCGACCUCAACAUCUUCAAGUUCCCGGCGAGCCACACCGAACACACACAGACCAUGGAUACCUAUCGGAGGUCGAGUCUAGGGACCAAGCUACUCGACUGGUUGAUGAUCUUACCUUGUUACAGGCCGAGCAAGCAGUUAGCAAUCGAGAAUCCAUCGAACUUCGUCGUGCUCACUCCAAAUCCCGCAGCCAUGAACCGGUCAAGGAGGAUGUGUUUAACCAACCAGCUCAGGCCCCUACUAUCGGGUUGACGCCAGAGCCUCCUAAUCAUCUGAACAAAGUAUUCCGAGGAAUUAAGGGUUUGCCUCGGAUGGUUCGAUACUUUUUGUAUUGUCUACCCGCCACUGCUAUCUUGUUAAUUCCUAUAUUGCUUGGAAAGUUCCUUCCUCAGGAUCAACAAGCUGUUAUCGGUGGUCCCGGUGGUGUUCAGUUGAUGUGGUUUGGUAUCUGGCUCGAAGUCGUUUGGUUAUCUCUAUGGGCUGCGAGAAUAGCUACUGCCGUUAUGCCGUUCCUUUUGGGUAUCUUUGCUAAGAUCCUGGGCUCAGGAAAUCCUAAGAAGUGGAGAGGCGUUGGCCGACAGCUGGAGUUGCACACAGCCCUAUUCCUUUGGAUGCUUGCUGUACUAAUCUCAUAUUUCCCCAUCUUGAACAACCACAAGAUUCCAGCCAAGGUGCCGGACGAAGCCGAUACUCAAUAUCCAGAUAUUAACUGGAUCAAUGUUGUCAACAAGAUUAUUGUCGCGCUUUUUGUGCUCGCAAUUUUAAACUGGGUCGAGAAGAUUAUAAUGCAAUGGAUCGCCGAGUCUUUCCACUUGCGAACAUAUUCGUCACGCAUUGAAACGAAUAAGCAAUGCAUCGCAUACCUUGUUCAUCUCUAUGAACACUCUAAGGAUAAGCUGGUUCCGGAAACAUCGGUUAUGACUGGUCAGGGUCAGGACUCCGGUACUAGAACGCCCCUAGCCAUGUUUUCGGACAAUGCUCGAGACACAAUGGCCAAAGUCGGUGAUAUUGCAAAUCGCGUGGCUGGCGAUUUUACUGGACGUGAAGUUAGGAACCGAAAUCACCCGCGAAAGGUCGUCUCCGAACUACUCCGUAAUACCAAUUCUGCCCAGGUACUCGCUAGACGUCUAUUCCGCACUUUUGCGCAACCCGGUGCCGAAGUUUUAAUGCCACAAGACUUGAGCCCGGCUUUUCCCACUAAAGAAGACGCCGAUGCAGCAUUCUUCGUUUUCGACCGCGACUUGAAUGGAGAUGUAUCGAUGGAUGAACUCGAAGCUUUCUGUGACGAGGUUCAUCGCGAAAAGAAGGCGAUCGCAGCCUCACUGAAAGAUCUAGACUCAGUUAUUACGAAACUAGAUCGAGUUCUCUUUUUUAUCAUCUUCAUUAUCGCCGUUAUCGUGUUCAUCUCAAUCAUAUCCGCCUCUACCGCAGCCGCUUUAGCUUCUGCGGGAACGGCGGUUUUGGGUCUCGCGUGGGUUCUUCAGGCUACCGCUCAGGAAUUCCUUCAAUCGAUCAUCUUUGUUUUUGUGAAGCAUCCGUUUGAUGUCGGUGACCGAGUCACGAUUUACGGCAACACUGGAUCCCUAAUGAGAGGUGACGACUACUAUGUUACUGAAAUCUCACUUCUAUACACCGAAUUCAAGAAGAUGGAAGGUCACAUUGUCCAAGCUCCCAACUCGCUACUGAAUACGCUGUUCAUUCUGAAUCAUCGUCGCAGUGGCCAAUUGGCAGAUGUAUUUGAACUCCGAAUGAAGUAUGGCACACCACCAAGUGUUAUCAAAGAACUCGAGGCUCGUAUGACGGAAUAUGUUCUAGACAACAAGCGCGACUUUACUAGCAAGAUCAUUACGGAACUUCGAAGUUUCGAGGAUGCGUACUGUAUGACGGUCAAUUUCAUUUGCUUUCACAAGACAAGCUUCCAGAACGAACUACUCCGUCUCAUUCGCCACAACAAGUUCGCUAUCGAGUUGAUGAACCAAAUGGUUGCCUUAGGUAUCGAGCAGCCCCGCCGACAAUACCAGAUUUCCGGUCAGGACUGGCCCGUUUUCCAGGCUAACGUUCAGCCGCCAUCUUACGAGGAGCGACAACAGAGUGUGGAUCCUUCUUUGCUAACUGCGACCCGUCGGCGUGCGAAUUCCCACGCCCACGAUACUACAGGUGACGUCUUCCAGGACGUUUUCGUCGCACGCAAGGCCAGCGAUUCUAUAACCCAACGUCCUCCUAGAAUAAACGAGGAGCUGGCCGAUUUGGAUAGUGUGGCAGUCGGUAGCAGUUCGCAGUUGGAUAAGGUCCCUUCUAAUGGAAGCGGCGGCCGCAGCAGCCAUAGGAAUUUGUUCGGUCGCUCUAUGACACUAAGGAGAAGUGCUGAUCGAUCGGAACGAGAUAGGGAUAUCGUUUAAUCCAAAACGACCAGCGUUUUUUUUUCUCUUUCAUUUCUGAAAAACCAAGGCAGGGGAGCAAGGAUAGGGGGAGAGGCGGAGCGUAAUAUUUUAUGAUUCACGGCAGCACACGUACACAUUUACACGAACAUACACAGGCGAACAUUCACGCAAACAUACAUACACACGCCCUUCAUUUUGAGAUAGACUGGAAUCGAGGUUAGGUAUAGACUGGUCAUAUACCCAUAGGCUUCACUUUUUAGAGGGAUGGUAGCCAGCUAGGAAAGGCAGGCGGUUACGUAGCGUCUGGUAAUUGAUUAAUGCUUUCUGGA
Hypoxylon trugodes is the source of this 3345-nucleotide messenger RNA. RefSeq lists its product as uncharacterized. The transcript has 2 exons. Gene Ontology annotation, molecular function: calcium ion binding; calcium channel activity. Gene Ontology annotation, biological process: calcium ion transmembrane transport; intracellular calcium ion homeostasis. Lineage: Eukaryota; Fungi; Ascomycota; Sordariomycetes; Xylariales; Hypoxylaceae. Bases 512 to 3034 code for a protein of 840 amino acids. Gene Ontology annotation, cellular component: membrane. The record is from RefSeq and is a predicted model, not a curated record.